CAUUGUACUGAAUAAACAGCUGGAAGUUGGUUAUAAUAUAGUCACAAGAACACAACAAGAAAAACCACACUGUUCUUAUCGCAUACAAAAAGCAGAUGCAUGCUUUGGAAGCAGAAUGAGAGAAUUGCCCCUUUAAAUGUUUGUCUUGUAAUAGUUUAUCGGAAUAGACUGAUUUCUGAAUGACUUUGCCUAUUACUAACUUAACUGUGAAAAAUAAUCCUUCUGAAGAUGCUUUGCUGCAACUUUAAACGUUAACUUUCCCGUAGGACUUAACGGUACGCUUAACUUUUCUACUGCCUCUCCUGAGACAAUCUCUAAAUUAGUAAAACAUGCACCGAAUAGUGAAACGUAAAUAAUCUGUUUCACAUGGGUCACCGGUAUACGAACCAAGCCUUCGCCCGUUAAUAUACAUCAUCAUCUCGUUCACGCAAGAGAAGCGAGUGGCACAGGGCAGGCAAAUGCAGAUUGAUGGUCAAGUUUUGGAGGACCCGCUUCACCGGUCUCGCUUUCCAGCGAAUCGACUUAUUCACGUUGGUCGGGGACAAGCUUCAGUGGGGCAGAGACGGGGCCUGAUACGGGAGGAAGGCGGAUGAGCCCGUGAUACUGGCAUAGGGCAACGGCGGACGGCGCCAGGCGACGCCGAGGAUCUGCGGGCCUCCGCGCGGGCGAGCCGGGCGGCUUUCGGAGAAGGUCGGCCGCGGCCUCCGUGCCCCCGACACGAAAAGAAGGCGAAACGGCGGUGGACUCGGCGGGUGGGCCCCUCUCGUCGGGGUGGGGGAGAGUGGAGCGCCCUGGGCCUCCGGGGAGGAAACGCAGCCUUUCUGCAGAUAUGAUGGAGGAACUGCACAGCCUGGACCCUCGGCGGCAGGAGCUGCUGGAGGCCCGCUUCACAGGAGUCGGCGUGGCUAAGGGUCCAGGAAACAACGAGUCAUCCAAUCACAGUCUGUGCAGCAUCGGUUCUCUCAGCGACAAAGAGUUGGAGACUCCUGAGAAAAAGCCAAAUGACCAGAGAGCAAGGAAACGGAAAGGAGACUCUUACGAAGGCAGUCAAGGAAAAGGUGGAGUGAGGGGACAUAAAAUCAGUGAUUAUUUUGAGUUUGCGGGUGGUAGCGGACCUGGUACCAGUCCCGGUCGCAGUGUCCCACUGGUGGUCCGCUCUUCCCCACAACACUCCCUCUCUAAUCCCCCAGUGUUGGUUCAGCAGGGCAGCCCCUCCUCCGUCAGCUCCGCCAACACUGAUCACUCCAGCAACUCCCUGAAGCCAGCAGCGCCCCACGCACUCCACAAAGCCACGCAGUCUGACCUAACAGUAGAGAAGCUAAUUGCACUGGAAAACAACAAGAAUUCGGACCUGGAGAAGAAAGAGGGGCGUAUAGAUGACCUCUUGCGGGUAAACUGCGACCUGCGGCGGCAGCUAGACGAGCAGCAGCGCAUGCUGGAGAGGUACAAAGAGCGACUGAACAAGUGCGUGACCAUGAGCAAGAAGCUUCUGAUCGAGAAGUCCAAGCAGGAGAAGAUGGCCUGCAGGGAGAAGAGCAUGCAGGACCGCCUCCGGCUGGGCCACUUCACCACAGUACGGCACGGAGCCUCCUUCACUGAGCAAUGGACCGACGGCUACGCCUUCCAGAACCUGAUCAAACAGCAAGAGAGGAUCAACUCCCAGAGGGAGGACAUUGAAAGGCAGCGGAAGCUCCUGGCCAAGCGGAAGCCUCCUGCGAUGGGGCAGACUCCUCCCCCCAGCCUGGAACAGAACAAGCGCAAGAGCAAAGCCAACGGAGCAGAGAACGAGGCGUUGUCGCUUGCAGAGUAUCAUGAGCAGGAGGAAAUCUUCAAGCUGAGGCUGGGUCACCUCAAGAAGGAAGAAGCAGAGAUCCAAGCAGAGCUGGAGAGGUUAGAGCGAGUAAGAAACCUUCACAUCCGGGAACUGAAGCGGAUACACAACGAGGAUAACUCACAAUUCAAAGACCAUCCCACGCUGAAUGACCGGUACCUGCUCUUGCACUUGUUAGGCCGAGGCGGCUUUAGCGAAGUCUAUAAGGCUUUCGACUUGACAGAGCAGAGAUAUGUGGCUGUUAAAAUACACCAGCUGAACAAGAACUGGCGAGACGAGAAGAAGGAGAACUACCAUAAGCACGCUUGUAGGGAAUAUCGAAUCCACAAGGAGCUGGACCAUCCUAGGAUAGUCAAGCUCUACGACUACUUCUCCCUUGACACAGACUCGUUUUGCACGGUGUUGGAGUUCUGCGAGGGGAACGACCUGGACUUCUACCUGAAGCAGCACAAGCUAAUGUCGGAGAAGGAGGCCCGUUCCAUCAUCAUGCAAGUCGUCAAUGCACUCAAGUACCUCAAUGACAUCCGGCCACCCAUCAUCCACUACGACCUCAAGCCUGGUAACAUCCUUCUAGUGAACGGUACAGCCUGCGGGGAGAUCAAGAUCACCGACUUUGGCCUCUCUAAGAUAAUGGACGACGACAGCUACAACUCUGUGGACGGGAUGGAGCUGACAUCACAAGGAGCAGGGACCUACUGGUACCUCCCCCCAGAGUGCUUUGUGGUUGGGAAGGAGCCACCCAAAAUCUCCAACAAGGUGGACGUCUGGUCGGUGGGGGUCAUCUUUUACCAGAGCCUAUAUGGACGGAAGCCAUUUGGGCACAACCAGUCCCAGCAGGACAUCUUGCAGGAGAAUACCAUACUCAAAGCCACUGAGGUUCAGUUUCCACCCAAACCGGUCGUCUCUCCCGAAGCCAAGGCCUUUAUCCGCCGAUGCCUGGCCUACCGCAAGGAGGACCGCAUCGACGUGCACCAGCUGGCCAGUGACCCCUUCCUGAUGCCUCACAUUCGCAAGUCGGUGGGCAGCACUGGGGCGACUGGGCCUGCCACGCCCUCCACCUCCAGCUCCUUUAACAGCAGCGCUUCAAACUGAGACUUCUGCCCUUCUGUCUGUCACCACCCACCCACCCCCUGCCACUUUGGCUGUUAUGCUCGAUGGGUGGGUGGGCUGCCCAGUGAGGACUCUCCCAGGAUCCUGAUGCCAUGAUCAUAGGAUGUGGCCAUGCAGAGAAGAGGAUGUGGGCCAGGGAUGUGAACAGAGCCCUGAGCUCACAUCUCUCACCCCCCCAAUCUCCACCUCCUCUCGUCACCCCUUCUUCAUCCUCGCCCCUGAAGUGAGACAUUUUAGGGAGGAUUUGAGAGCACACUGCUGGUGAAUAUGAGAAGGGCUUUUACUUUUAUGUUAGGCAUCCUUCAAGACAUGACGUCAGAACCCAAAGUGCUCAGACAGCAUCUGCGUCUAAGACUCCGCCAGCAGGUUCGUCUUAUUGCAAGAGAUUCGGUGGAUCUUUUUUCCUCUCUGUCCACGAUGAGCACAAAUAUCUUCAUAAGAAUUUGUCAUCCUUCAUUAAAUGGUUCAAUACCCAAACACUCAAAGCUUCUGUGUGCCCUUGACCUGUUCCAGUUGUCCCCCAUUUUGGGCUCAUAUGGAUGUCUUUCUUUUUGAUGACCAAAGUUCAAGACUGCCUGUUGGUGGCACUGUUCUGUUGGUGUUUUGGGUUUAUUUUUUUGUAAUAGCGAGAAGUUGGAAACAGAGGUUCCUGUUUCUUAAAGUAACAAUUUCAAGUAAUUUAGUAUUUUAACAGCUAAUUGGACUUUUAACUGGUUUUUCAAUCCAUCUGUAUUCAAAAAUUUUCCUCCCCCAUUUUAUUUUUAAGUCCUUGGGGGAUGCAAUAUCCAAUGUCUACUGUGAGGUGGCGAGAGGGCCUUAGCAGAGAAUUGCAUAUAAAACCAUUAAAUACUAUUGUUUUGAAAA
Paramormyrops kingsleyae is the source of this 3805-nucleotide messenger RNA. RefSeq names its product serine/threonine-protein kinase tousled-like 2. Gene Ontology annotation, biological process: peptidyl-serine phosphorylation; chromosome segregation; intracellular signal transduction. The record is from RefSeq and is a predicted model, not a curated record. Gene Ontology annotation, molecular function: ATP binding; protein serine/threonine kinase activity. Gene Ontology annotation, cellular component: nucleus; perinuclear region of cytoplasm. Lineage: Eukaryota; Metazoa; Chordata; Actinopteri; Osteoglossiformes; Mormyridae.